Paraglomus occultum is the source of this 2274-nucleotide messenger RNA. The record is from the annotation of a GenBank genome assembly. Lineage: Eukaryota; Fungi; Glomeromycota; Glomeromycetes; Paraglomerales; Paraglomeraceae.
AUGGCUUCUGCGAACGAGAAAUCACCCCAGACAAAAAAGGAGUUCCUGCGCUGGUUGACUAAGACCAAAAAGUGGCCCGAUGUGGCAGACAAGGUCGAUGAGUUCGAGUGGGAGGACUUGCUUUCCUUUGACGAGAGGACAUGGGAAAAGGAAUUUGGGGCAAUGAGAGCUCAACUUAUUGAGGACGAUCUGUCUGGAUAUUCCAAGAAGUUUCGAGCUUAUAGUCUACCCGCUCCUUGGCUUGCCGGGCCACCUAUAAACGACUCGUUCAGAGAUUGUCUUACAAAAGAAUUCCGACUCUUGAAUAAGGUCGCCUUCGAUCAAGCUUGCAAAACGCUACGGUGCCCGCGGACGGAAUUUGACCUAUUACAGCAACAUCCGGCGUUUAUAUGCAUCCUAGAUGGGCCCGGUGUAGGCAAAUCAAGGUUCAUCUAUGAAGCUGCGAAAGAGGCAAAGGCCUUUAUUCUCCGGACUUCCUUUGAGUAUGGUAUCCUGAAGUCUGUGAUCGAUGAAGCGGACAACCACAAAUACCAUUAUGCUCUAGCAGAGACAGUUGUCCUGCACUUAUGCCACGCAUUUCGAACAGCCUUUGUGACAAUUUUUGAUCGAGCAUCAGAGGCGAUUUUAUCAUUUAAGAAAUCUGGUGAUCCACCUUUGGAAAUCACGUUGACAAAAAAUUUUCUCCCAAACUACGAGGACGAAGAUAUCAAAGAACUUAUGGGAAAAGCAUUGGAUGAGCUAAAAGUUUUGUUGGAUGGCACAGCCAUGGUCAUUAUUAUGGAUGAAGCUCAGUGCAUGGGACCACCACCUGGAAAAUUGCGAAAUUAUGGUAGUGUUCAGGAACUGAUUUCCAACAACACAAGAACAUAUCCGAAAAUGGACUAUAUUGAUGAUGAGGUGAUGCCCACGCCAAAGCACUUUGUCUCAAUUGCGCUUCACUUAGUGCUUCAAGAAGUGGUCCCCAUGGGACUUUCCCGAAACAUUGCUAUUGCGGUCUUAGGCUUGGACCCAACCUUAAACAUUCAUAAAGCAUUGGCACGGUCUGGGUUGACAACAUUCUCUUUCUGCCAAGAUAUUGCAAAAACACUGCCCUAUUUUACCUAUAAGGAUGUGAUGGAGGUUGUUGGGCAAUACAUUGAUCUCAACUUCUAUCCACCAAUGGAAAUAGCACCUGUUAUAGCACAACUAACAGGGCCACCCAGAAUUACAGAAAUUUUUCUUGAAACAUGUUGGCAAAAACGAAGAUUUCGCUUUCCAGAAUUGAUGAAUGACACGUUUUUUUCCUUCUGUUCGCGAUACAACUUGAGUAAUGUGAAGGGAGGAGAAAAUAUGCUUCGGCUGUUUUUCAAAUUGACAUAUUUUCCAACACAAUUUGGUGGCUCGAUAAUUUAUGAGGAUAUGAAUACUGUGGUAGAGUACCAUGAUAAGAGUGAGGGAUAUCAUAUUAUUGCUAAAUAUCACAGGCAGAUGAGUGUAAUCGGAAUUGUGCGUGUCCAACUUUUUGAACGUGUUGCUAGCAAGGUCUUUCAGAUUAGUGAACCAUAUCCUUUUGCAUACCGGGCAUUGCGAGAAGUAGCUGGCUACAAGAACCUUAAGGAACCCAUUGUAGGAAGCCUAAUGAACAUGAAGGAGAUGGGUGGUGAACUUUUUGAAUAUGCUGUUGGCAAGGAAUUGUCAUUUAGAUUUUCACCCAUUUAUGGACGAAUAUUGCGAAUGACUGGAUAUGAUGUGCUUCCCAAUUUGGAACAAAUGGUGUUUGAACCUUUCAAUACAAUUGAGACACGAAAUGAUUCUAGCAUCCUAGAUGAGAAUCACCAAACUGUCCGAUGGAUUCAUGAUAAGAACUCUAGAGACACCAUGAAGGUAGAUGUGUGGACUUUCGGAUAUAAUGAUAAACCAGCACAAGAUUUACCACCAGUGAUUGAUAUAUUUGUGCAGGUUACAAAGCAAAAAGAUGGAGUAGAUCAAAAAUUAGAUGAAACGCUCCGUCAUUGGCUUUGUGCUGUACCCAUUCUACAUGAGGCACCUGCCAUCCUUGUAUUCAUUAGUUGGCACCCUGUUACAAUCCCAGGAUGUGUCAAAUUGGAAGACAAUGGGAGAGUGACAUAUAUAGGGGUACAAACACGUAACCAACAGGAUCAGAUGAAGGAAAAGGGACCACAACAUUGGUUGUUAGUCUUCUCUGGGGCUGAGUUAAAUAACACUGUAGUUCCACUUCUUGCACUUGUGGACAAUCCCCCAGCUGAUAUCAAGGAAAAGUAUAACUUUGAAUAA